UGAUGCGUGUAUUUGAGAUGACUACGUCGUUGCAUUGAUGCUAGAACUAAAUCAUGUUUGUUACUAAUUAAAAAAAAUUUAAUGAAUCAUCAGUAAAAACAAGCACAAGAAGAAAACCAUUUCGUGAAGAAUCUCAGUCUAAAAUUUAUAAAAUGUCCAUUUUAGACGAGCGAGAAGAUUAUCUGAAGAAUCCGUUCUUCGUGAAGCAUGAAUACGGUGAUUUUACUCCAUUUUAUGUCACCGUCACUAUCUGUUCUCUGAUAUUUGCAUUCCUGUGUAUUUUGAACAUUGGAUUUUGCUGGUGUUCCCGUCAUCGAAAUUAUUGGCAAAGUCCUCAUACUGGAAAUAGAUGGAUUCAACCAUUAUGGACAGUAUUACCGCAUAAAACACCACCUUUAGACUUAAGUGAAUUAGAACCUGGAUGUGCUUUUCAAACACAAGAGAAACAGGAGGUUUUACAGUAUCACAAUCCUAAACCAUAUGGAACUGCACUACAAACACAGGAAUAUAUGGAGAUGCAAAAACGUGAGAGUGAAAUUUAAUUAGUU
This is a messenger RNA of Eufriesea mexicana, 548 nucleotides long. RefSeq names its product wurmchen 1 transmembrane protein (gene wrm1). The record is from RefSeq and is a predicted model, not a curated record. Bases 153 to 542 code for a protein of 129 amino acids. Lineage: Eukaryota; Metazoa; Arthropoda; Insecta; Hymenoptera; Apidae. The transcript is spliced from 3 exons.